CAUUUUUGGAUUGACCAACAGCGGUCAAGGAGGGAGGUGUUCAGAAUGAAGGUUGGUCUCGGUUGAUGUGUGUACGUGUGUUUGGAACACAAGAAAUAUCGCUGGAAUAGCCUCUUCUCUAAGAAUCAUUUGUUUUCUUCGUAUAUCAGGUGAAAGCAGCCAUGGAGUGACGUGCCACACCGUGCCAACAGACUGAGAGACAUGGCUGCAAGCAGGCUCUGGCACCUCAGUGCCAUUCUGUGGUCGGCCAUGGCCCUGGCAGUUAUGGCGCUGCACUCGGAAGAGGACUUUGCAUUUGAGAUGACACCAUCAGAGGAACAAGAGGUUCUUAGUGGGCCAUCCAGCCAUCCGCACCCCCAUCCAACAUCAUCACCAAUCCAGAGGCUCUGGGGCAUCCCUGACACUGUAGCAUCUGUCGGUAAACUCUUCCAUGUGACCAUCCCUGAAGAUGCCUUCUCAGGAGAUGUAGAUCACUAUGAGGCUCGAGGGCCUGGUGGGGCUCAACUUCCAUCAUGGAUGGUGUUUGAUAAAGUAACAGGCCUCUUUGAAGGUGUUCCCAGCGCACAAGAUGUUGGUGAACACUACGUGACAGUUCGAGCCCUUGGACAGCGGUCUCAUGACUGGGCUAAGGAUGUGUUCUCUAUAGAUGUCUCAGAGAACUGUAGGAGUGAGGUCUCCAAAGGGCCUGUGCCUCUUGCAGGGCAGCACCACAAGAUUAAUUGCAAUGUUGGGGAAGAUGCUACAAUGCUCACUGUAGUAAUGGAUGCCAAAUUUGAACAACUGAAACCAAAACAACGAGUAGUGGCCAUAAAGAAUCUUUCUGGGUUCCUGUCUCUCAACCAUGAUUUGUUCACAUUGCAACCUAUGGAUAAGCAGGAAGAUUUGUUGGGGGAUACAGUUGUACUGGCAGGUCCAGGAAAUGUGAAGAAGAGGACAAGCAGACAUUCUACCUCCAUUCAGUGGCAGGUUGGCUGUGAUGGGCAUCUGUGGAAGCAGCACGUGCAGUUGUUGCAACAGCUGAAGCAGCAAGCCCGUGAUGGUACCUUAUCAGAGGUGCUGCAGCAGCCCAUCGUGGGCUGGCAUGUGAAGACUGAAGCUUCCUCCUCUCACAGGGAACGCAGAGAGGUUGGCUCUGGGGAUUAUGAUGAUGAAAUUGUGGAUGAGGAUGUAGGAGAAGCAGAUGAGGAUGAAGCUGUGGAAAGUGAGACUGAAGCAGUGCCAAGUGUUCAUAUUGUUCCAACGAUGCCCUCGCCUGUGUUCCCUGAACCGACAGCCUCGCAUCCCCACAGGCAUCAUCACGGGGAGGUUGAGGCUGGUCCUGGCAUGAGCAUUGUGCCGGAGGUUGCGUCAAAUGUGGGAUACAGAUUGCCAACAAGUCCAGUUAUCUAUGGGACUAUUUUACCCACCCCAGUGCUAGUGCCUGUUCGUCCUACUCACCUGCUGAGCAGUGAGAUACUGGUGGAGCCCAGUAGAGCAUAUGAUGAGUUUGCGGAGAUUACGCCAUCAGCUACGCCUGUGUUUGUAUCAGAAGCCGAGUCUUCGAUCGCAACAGAAAUGCCCUCCUCACAGAUGACAGAGCCUCUGCCCUCAUCCAGCAGCAGCAGUACCAGUAGCAGUAGUAGUACUGGUAGCAGCACUUCUGAUACUACGGAGACCUCUCCCAUGACAGAGGAGUCCACACCCUCAGCUACGCCUUUCCUCGUAACAGAUGAACAGUCCAGUACAGAGAGCUCUACAAGUGAGCGAUCAUCAGUAUCAAGGACAACUGAAGAAGUGUUGUAUGGCGUGAAGAACAUUCAGCCAACGAUUGAGCAUCGUCUGGCAAAACAGGUUGCUGUGGCAGGCAAAAUCUUUAGCUUUGUAAUCCCAGAAGAUUCAUUCUCUGAUCUGGAGGAUGGCAACACUAGGUAUCUGCGACUAAUAUUUAAAACAGAGGAAGGAAAAUCUGUACCACCAUCAUCCUGGCUCCAAUUUCAUCCAGAGAAGCAGGAAGUUUAUGGCUUGCCUCUUGAAGAGCAUGUGUCAAGGUGGAAGUUCAUCAUAGAGGCAAUGGACAGAGAAGGGAAAUCUGUGUCAGACACUCUGGAACUGACAGUACAGCACCACAAGGGUCGUCGCAACAUGAACCAUGAGUUCACACUUCAGCUGCGCAUUGAGAAGAAAUAUGACUUUGCAUCGUCGGUAGACUGGCAGCUGAAAGUGUUGGAUGGACUGGCAAGGUUGUAUGGAGAUCCGGACACAAGUCAGAUUGUGGUUCGAAGUGUGAUCGAGGAGUCUGGCUCUGUCAACUUCACCUGGACCAACGAAAGUUUGCCUCGCAACACAUGUCCCAAAGAUGAAAUAAACAGACUUUUCAAGGUGUUGGUGCUGAAUGAAAAUGGAGAUCCGUCAACUGCUUUAAACAGUGUCCUUGCUCCAUUUCUGAAACCAAAGAAAGUAACAUACCAGGGCCUUCAUCAGUGUGAGCUGGUGAUAGGAAAGCCUCAGACACCUUCGCUGUAUCCUAAAGUACCUAACGUGAACUACCCUCCCACCAUAAGGAACCCAGUGGACCACAUCAAUGCCACGGUUGGCAGACUGCUUGUGUUCAAAGUGCCAGAGGAUACAUUUUAUGAUCCUGAAGAUGGCAGUACCCGUAACCUGAAACUUUUGCUCCUGACAAUGGACAGAUCACAGGUACUAGCAACAAACUGGUUACAGUUUGACAUCAAAAAUCAGGAGUUCUUUGGCACUCCAAUGAAGGAAGAUGAAGGCCGUAAGGAAUAUCAACUGGUAUGUGAAGACAGUGGCGGUCUUACAGCAAAUGAUGGUCUGGUUGUAGUUGUUCACUCUGCACCUAAAGUUCAGUACAAUGUUGAGUUUGCCAUGACACUGGCUAUGCCAUUUGAGACAUUUUUCAGCAGUUCAUCUAUGAAGCGGAAAUUCAUGGAAAAGCUCCAAAUUCUGUUUGGAGACCCAAAUACUAGUGCCAUCUCUCUGAGCUCUGUGACUGAAGGCUCAACUGUUGUGGCUUGGCACAACCGUACAGUGCCCACUGACCAUUGCCCAGAAGUUGAGAUCAGCCAUUUAAGGAAGUUACUGAUAAAUGAAGACCAUACUAUCACAGAGCGUGUGGGAGCAAUCAUGGAACCAGAAUUUAAUGUGAAGGCAAUCACAGUUACUCCAAUUGGGAAAUGCCAGGGAGAACUGACAGUAUGGCAUUAUCCAGAUGGCACCAACCUGCCAGGUGAAGACACUCAGCCUAUAGGAACCUCAGAUGAAUACCUGGUGACUUUCGUUGUGCCAGCAGUGAUCAUUGCUGCCAUGUUGAUUUUGGCUGGCAUCGUGGCCUGCGUUCUCUAUCGGCGUCGGCGAACCGGCAAGAUGAAUGUAGGUGAUGAGGAUGAGAGACAGAGCUUCCGCAACAAGGGGAUUCCUGUCAUCUUCAUCAUCAUGAAGGAGGAAAAACCACCCUUGCCACCACCUGAAUAUCAGCGUGGUGAGCCAGAGCACCCUGCCUCACCCCUCAUGGCUGCACAUCCCCUUCUUGGUGAAAAUGCUGCCUCUGAGGAUCCCCCAUACCAACCUCCACCACCUUUCACUAGCAGCCGCGAUUCAGGCAGGCAGAACCGCCCCAAACCAACCCCCACAUACCGAAAACCACCACCAUAUGUGCCUCCGUAACACGGAUUGUUUUACCACAUGAAAGAUGAUGUGCACAUACGUUUCUUUACUCAACUUGAACGAAGAUGAAAUGACGAUCGAUCACCUGGUGCCUUCCAUGUACCACAGCUUGGCUCCGAUACAGUGUACCCUGACAAUACACAGCCUGUCGCAAUAACUGACACUGCUCACUUUGUGAUGAGACACUGAGUGGUUUUUUGUUCUGUCAUUAGUCUGAUGUAAAUGUUUAUGUGUAAAAGUGAUACUACCAAGGGAGAACUUUUUCAUGUGGAAGUGAUAGUUUGCAGUUUUCGGCCGAGCCUGCUCAGCAAAGCCUCUAUCCUGCUGUACUGUUGAUUUUCUAAUACAUCAUAGUCAUUUUGCUUCAAAAAGUGCUGUUAUUAUUUUGAUGUCCAUUAAGAAUGUUGCAAUGCCCACGUCAUCUUGGCAGCUCUCUGUGAUGUCAUGGGAGGAAUCUGCAUGCUUUUUGCUGGAAACAUUGCAACUGCCUAUAUGCUCUUUUCUCACUACAUACUUUCUGUUGUUAUGUCACUACCAUCACACCAUGUUUAAAUGAAUAUUUCUUUUCUGCAUUUUGUGUUAAAAUUCAAUUUUUUAAGUUACCAGGAAGUGACAUUACACAGGAAUAAUUUUAAUUAGGAAAUUUUUACUGUUAUCUCCAUGUUGUGUGUGUGUUUGGGUACAAGAUGUGCAAGUAGAUUGACUGACUGGAUUAAUAAAUGCACCAUAUCAGCUGCCAGUGUUUGUCAGCAUGUAAACAAUUAGGAGAUUCCAUGUGAUGCAUCAUAAUACUUGUAUGUAUUUAUAGGUUUGUAACUAAGAGAGAGAACUGUGUAUCAUAGGGUAUUUUCAGAUGUAGCAAUGGCUUGGGACAGUCCAAAGGUUGUGUUAUGAUGCUAUGAUUUCAUAAGACAUCUGUUACAUUUUGUUUAUAUGAUAUAUCUAUUGUUUCAGGCACUAGUUGUAAUAAGGCCAGUUUAUUUUUCUCGAAGGCAGUGACUAAAUGGUACCUCAUUAAUCAAGUGUAGUGACUCUGAAGGGCAGCUGUCACCUGUUUUCAUGAAUAGAAUGAAACCUUGGACAUAACCAUAUCUAAUCUUCUCUCAAUCUUGGGAUUUUGUUAUUUGCUUGUGAAUACAUUUAUUGUGAAGACGUUUUCUCUACGUUUGUUGAUUUUUAAAUUCCUUAUAUGUAGAUCAUAGCUGUAUUCAAAACUGAAUAUGAAUGUGGAAAAAAAAUUUCUUUAAUACCCUUGAUCUACUUCUGAAUAUAUUAAAGUUGUAUUUUGAAGGUUCUGUGUUCAAACUAAGUCACUGCCAUAAGAAAGAAGGUAUUUUAAAAGUUUUUAGUAGAAAGACAACCUGUGGCCUGGAAGUAUGAACAGAUUCAUGUUUCAAAACUUUCAUGAGUAUCAAAUUAACCACGGUAUUCUAAAUAAUUUAUCAUAUUGCAAUCAGUGGUUUAGGAAGCUGUCCAAAGGCGUUGCUUUGUGACUACUUUAGUCCAUAUGUCAGUAAACUCAAAUGUGUAGGCAGUCUUCAGCAAAGCAUACAAGUUGUGUGUCUUCGUGUGUUAUUACUGCAUCUCAUAUACUAGGUACAGACAGACAGACAGACAAUAUAAUGGACUUUUGUAUUUAAUUUUUACUGUCACAUAGAUCUGAUUAUGGACGUGUAAGGUGUAAAGGAAAUAAACUGGUGAACUCUUUUAAACUAA
Messenger RNA from Zootermopsis nevadensis, 5379 nucleotides. The record is from RefSeq and is a predicted model, not a curated record. NCBI's taxonomy places the organism in Eukaryota, Metazoa, Arthropoda, Insecta, Blattodea, Termopsidae.